CGGGAAUUUAAUCCAUGUUCCCCCAUUUUCUGAAUAAUAGUUCCUGAUUUUUGUGUUUGUCUCGGCGAGCGAGGGAUAAAAUUGAAAUUCCUGAGACAAAAAAUCGUUUUCCGGCGCUUCCUCUGCCUCGUCUGCUACCGUGCGACUGGCGGUGCUUCCUUCCGUUAUUUGAUUCCGGCGAUAAAUCCCGAGAAAGAUGUCCGACCAAGUAGAUGUCCGAAAUCUCCCGAUCGAUAUAUCUUUCCCUCGACUUCUUGAAUGGCUGGUCGACCGGAAGAGGAUCCCGGUAGAUUGGCGGAAACGGUUAGCGUCGUUGAAGGCUAGGAUUUCGUCGGCUUUCAGUUCGCUACCCAAGGAUUUGGAUCCCUUGUUCCUGACCUUAGAUUCUGAUUCAAUAGGAUAUCUGGAUGCAAAAAAAAUAAGUGAAAUUCUUCUGAAAUCAACUCCAGAGACUAGGAACAUUUUCGGUCGUCCCUCUGGUUCAUCUGGUGAAUGGAUCAACAUUGUGCGAGCAUAUGAAAAGGAUCAUCUUUUUCUUGCUGAGGCUGCACAAAUUAUGGUUCAGACCGUGAAUUAUGACAUCCCCUAUCAGAAGAAACAAAUACAGAAGCUUCAGCAGCAGCUGUCAGAAAUGGACCGUAAAGAAGUUGAUAUUAAAAGAGCUAUAUCUUUAUCAGUCGCUAAAUAUGAAGAAUCCUGUCGAGAGCUAGGAUUGCAGGGGAAUAACAUCAAAGUUGAACUUUUGGAGUCUGCAAAAUCUCUCUCUGAUACGUUCUGCAAGGCUUGUGAGGUUCUUAAUGGUGAUUCAGUAUCAAAAGCUACAGAAUAUUAUUUGAAUUUUGUGACAGAUGUUCACACUGAUACAGAGGUGACUGACUCGGUUCUGUCAAAUUUGAGAAAUCUUCGUACCAAUCCGCCUUCCUUUAAUAUAUCAGUGGACCCUGAGAUUGUGGAUUCAGAAGUUCAGUUUGAGAUGAGUUCUUCUUUGCCGAUAGUGGAGAACCAAGAGCAUGAUGUGGUUGACAUUGACUGGAACAUCACACUUGAUAAUACUGGUAUUGACUGGGAAAUCGGUCCUAUAGAUCAAUCAGAGGAUUCUGAAACUUUAUUUGGAUCAAAUGAAAUUGUCAAUCCAGAAGAAAAUGUCCACCAACCAUUGUCAGAUGGUGAUAUAAACUCUCUUCAUGUUUCACCAAAUGAAUUGUUGAGUGGCCUUGGCAAAGAGUGUUCUGAUCAGGAAAUAUGCUGGGAUAUAUAUAUUGAGAAUACUCCGGUUGAAAUGUUAGAUGGGAUACCUGAUGCAGAUCAGAAGCCUAAAAUUUCUGAUUUGAAUACCUGUACAAUCAACAAGGCCAACGAGGAGCCUAGAAGUAAACUUUUAGAGACAGAGUAUCGGAACAGACUCCUUGAUGAUCUGUUUGAGAUCAAAUCUUUUCUUACACAACGACUUAUGGAAAUGGGAAAUGAGGAGACAGCUUCCCUACAGAAUCAGGUUCAGGCAGUUGCUCCUUUGGUGCUGCAGCAGUACCCUUCUGAUGCUAUUCAGUUUAUGAUAUCCGAUCUCUCCUCAGCAAUCUUUCUGCUUUCCAACAGGAAGGCACGUGAUCUAAUAAUGCUUUUGAACUCCAAAAGGUUCUUGGACAGACUGGCGUCCACACUUGAGGAGAAAAAACACCAUGAGGCAAAACUGAAAGAAAGCUUGAAAAAUCUGCUAGUAAGGCGUUUGGAACUUCAAAAUUCAUUGACUUCAUCCUGGCCUAGACAGGAAGCCGCAUUACAGAAAACAAGGGAACUUAAGAAGUUGUGUGAAGCAACUUUGUCUGCAAUCUUUGAUGGAAGGCCUGUCAAUAUCAUUGGAGAAAUCAAUUCCCUGCUAAGCAGCCCAUAGGAAAUGACUUCAAAAAGGAGAAUGUCAAAUACGAUUGAGUAGAACAACAGGCUCUUCUUGUUUUUGGAAUUAUUCCAGUGGAGAAAAUUCUUGUAUAUUGCCUAUGAGAAAUUUUGAGCUAAUUUAGCCUUCAUAAGCAUUGGUUAUUAUA
Messenger RNA from Nymphaea colorata (pocket water lily), 2039 nucleotides. Its product is annotated as CDK5RAP3-like protein. The record is from RefSeq and is a predicted model, not a curated record. Gene Ontology annotation, biological process: regulation of cyclin-dependent protein serine/threonine kinase activity; regulation of mitotic cell cycle. Lineage: Eukaryota; Viridiplantae; Streptophyta; Magnoliopsida; Nymphaeales; Nymphaeaceae. The coding region runs from base 197 to 1888 and encodes 563 amino acids. Gene Ontology annotation, cellular component: endomembrane system. The transcript has 10 exons.